AUGAAGGAAUCUUUCUGGGUUAUUCAGGCAAUAGUUCAGCUUUCAGAGUGUUCAACUUCGGUCCAAGAUCAUAAUGGAAUCGGUCAAUGUGGUUUUGAUGAUCGGUCAAUCGCAAUUAUGGGAGACUCCCAAUAUUUCAUGAACCAGAAGUCAGCGAAGCAGAAACAGAAGCAGGAUGAAGAGGUUCGUGAAGUACAUGAAGAAUUCCAAUCCAGCACUGAUGAUGCAGACUGGAUCAUCUCCAUGGAAGAUGAACUUGAGGAGUUUGUGAGAAACGAUGUCUGGGAACUGGUGCCUCUACCUGAUGGUGUGAAUGUGGUCGGUACAAAAUGGAUAUUCAAGAAUAAGACAGAUGAUGUUGGCAGCAUUGUGCGAAAUAAGUCAAGACUUGUUGCUCAAGGUUACUCACAAGUUGAAGGAGUCGACUUUGAUGAAACUUUGCCCCUGUAG
This is a messenger RNA of Microthlaspi erraticum, 450 nucleotides long. The record is from the annotation of a GenBank genome assembly. NCBI's taxonomy places the organism in Eukaryota, Viridiplantae, Streptophyta, Magnoliopsida, Brassicales, Brassicaceae.